GUACUGGGGUAUCAUGGACCAAGUACGUCUCGGCAACCUCCGCCCGACAAUGAGCGUGAACUGUCCGCUUUGGCUGCGUCACCUCGCAGAGCCAUGUCUGUCGUUUGACCCGACGCAGCGUCCGUCGGCGCAGAUGCUUGUGACCUCCCUCCAAAAGCUGCUCGGUCGCAGCGAAGAAGCGUUGGCGCCGGAACCAGAGACCGAGCCCUCGACUCGCAAGACGCGCUCCACCGCCGUAGCCUACAUAUCAACACCUGAGAACCUCCAAGGCUCCGACAAGCUACGCAGUCGCACGAGCUCAACCCUCAGCAGCGACUCGACGACGUCGUCCGUCACCCCUGGAACAUCCACUGGCUCGACGACGUACUCGUCGUGGUCCAACUCGAUGCUUGUGAGUACGCGCGUCGUGUGUCAGCUCUGCCGCGCCUCCAACUCUCUGCUCGAGUCACACUGCGAGGCCUGCGCCGGGUCGUUAGCUCCCGUGGCGUCCAAGCUCAAGGUCCUUCUCAAGCGGCUUGCGGUCGCCAAGAAGAACGGAUUUGAGAUCGACACCGGUCUUGUCUGCGUCUGCUGUGAAACCCACCACAGUAUGACGGUCACGAUCUGCGACGAGUGCGACGAUGAACUUCCGGACGACCAAGAAAAGCUGCGUAUCCUACUGCUGCGCAUCGAGCAAGCGGCCAACGCGUAAGCCUCGCGAUGCAUUCUGUAUACCACGACCAAGUGACGUUUUGAACAUGUUUGCGUUUCGUGAGCAGCGCAAAGGUAGUGGACACUUGCUAGCACCAAGCUAUACGCCGAAGAAGAAAGCCGAGA
Molecule: messenger RNA, 816 nt
Organism: Saprolegnia diclina VS20
Lineage: Eukaryota; Oomycota; Saprolegniomycetes; Saprolegniales; Saprolegniaceae
Exons: 3
Coding region: 14-691 (225 amino acids)
Source: RefSeq, a predicted model, not a curated record